Messenger RNA from Capsaspora owczarzaki ATCC 30864, 2491 nucleotides. RefSeq lists its product as hypothetical. The transcript is spliced from 10 exons. Gene Ontology annotation, biological process: protein import into nucleus; ribosomal large subunit biogenesis. Lineage: Eukaryota; Filasterea; Ministeriida; Capsasporidae. The record is from RefSeq and is a predicted model, not a curated record. Bases 43 to 2418 code for a protein of 791 amino acids.
AGACUACUUUCUUUGACUUGUCUUCCCAAAUCGGUUGUCCAAAUGGGAAAGCUCCCCGUCCAACGAACCAAGGCUCGCAACAUGGCACAAACCCCAGCAGGCCUCAUUACGAUCGAGUCGGCCCAGGCGCAGUCCGAGAGCGAUGAGCAGCAGCAGCUGGAGACGCACUCCUCACAUGUGGACGAGAAUCCCGCACUCUUGCUGGACGGGACUGCAGGCGACGCCGCCGCCGCCGCCGCGAGCAGCAGCAGCAGCAGCAGUGCGCUCGGAUCCAGCAUUCUCAGCGUGCCCGGCGCCAUUGCAGGCCGCGUAUCGGUGCCCACGGACCAGGAGGGCUUGUUUGACGACAGCCAUGUGGACGCGUUCGGCGCGCCAAUCGUGUCCAACGCUGGCUCGUCGGCCGCCGCAGCCAUCUCCGCCGCCAUGCAUGCAUCGGGAGCGCAGGCCGCACUGAGCGACCUCGAAUCGGCGGGCGCCCGCGACGGAACUGCGCGGGGGACGCCAAAGGGCAUCACCGACUUGCUUGCCCUGCUUACGAGCUCAGAGCCCAGCGAGCGUGAGUAUGCAUGCGGCGGAGUUGCCCAUCUGGUGCUCGACGCCGCUGAAGCGCUCCCAGCAAUUGUUCGUCUCAACGGCGUUCCUGCCAUUCUGGCGUGCUUCCAUGACCCCGAGCUUGCCGUUCGUCUUGAAGCAGCUGGUGCUGUCCGCAAUAUCUGCCUGGUGAGUGGGCCCGAUGGUUGCCAAACUCUUGUGGGCAUGGGCCUUGUCCCGCUCGUGAUGGAAGCUAUAGCCGCUGCGAGUCAACUCAUGGUCUCCAACGCGCAAACAGCUGCGCUGGUGGCAAGUGCUGCUCCCUCUGAAGACCAGGCCGAGCAAGCGCGGGAAACGCAAAUGAUUGCAGAGCAGGUGGCAGAGCAUCUCGAACACCUCAUCAACAUUCUUCUGCAGAUGUGCGAAAAUUCUGAAGCCGCCGUUGCGCUGUUCCAUGAAUCUCAACUCAUCACUUUGCUCGUACAGCUGGUGGGGACGUUCCAAACAGUUCCAAUGACCCUUGCGCUGGUGGCAGCUCAAUGCGUGCAAACGGUGACGGACGACAGCGCGACCGCGCUCACUGCUUUCAGUUACAACGCCUCGCUUACUCGCACUCUUGACGAUACACUCACCGUAUUGUUGACGUCUGCUGACGCGAAUGCUCAAGUCUUGACUGGUGUUCAGUCCCAAUUUAUGGUGGUUGUCGCUGGCGCCCUGCAAAACGUCCACACUGCCUGGCCUGCCGAGCAGUACGCAGCAAUUCAAGCCCAUGUGCUUCAUGCGCUUCAGUACGCCUUGUCCAAGGAUGUUAUUGCUGCUGUCACUGGUCUUGUGUCUCAACUGAGCUCGAUUGAAGCGGCUGCCAACACCCCGCACCGUUUUGCCAACGCACAAUCGCCUACAGUUGCUGUUGAAGCGUCGCUCAGCUCGGUCCAGAUGGCCCUGGAGGUGCUCACCAACCUUUGCUCCGUCGAUGGCUCGGAGGAUGGUACCUGGGAGGAUGUCGCUGAAGACGCCCCAGGCGAUGUCGAUGAAGAAGUUGAGCUGACGGCCGAGCAAAUCGAACAAGCAAGCGCCGGAGAGCAACAACAGCAGUUGCCCGAGGCGUUGCUUGCCGCGCUAUAUUCGCAUGGCAUCCCUCAACGAAUUGUUACUCUCGCCUCCACUGUGCCUGCCUCGCUGUUUCAGCUAAUGUGGUCGCAUCGCAUCGGUCGCACUCUGAUGGACCGACUGGCGACAGUGCAAUCCCGCGCCUUGUCUUUCCUGAGCAAUUUGAUCUCCUUCUCCAGCAUCGAGUACACUACUCAGAGUCUUGGCAUUCCCACCAUUGGCACUUUGUGGCAGCAGCUGCUGGUUGAGCGGGCAAAUAUUGCAUCCAAGACUGGCUACGGACUGGAAGAGCUCCACGACUCCAUUACGGCAGCACUUUGGGCUGUUGUUCGUCGAGUAAAGCAAAGCUGUCCUACUGCUCCAUUGGAGACGACUCCCGCUCAAAUCCACGAGCUCUACACAUUCGGACGUGCCAGCGAAAACGAAGCGGUGCGAAUUAACGUCGUUGGUAUUGUGGGUGUGCUGGCCCAGUUAUUCGAGCAGGCCGCGAUGCUUGGCGAUAUUGCGCUGGGUCUGUUAGCAGUUGUGACGGAAGACGCAAGUUUAGUGGUUGUGGCCGAAGCGUUGGAUGUGAUUUUCGACGCCUUCGCCGAGCCGGAAGUCAACCAAGCCAUCUCUCAUGCAAACCUUGUUGCCACUUUGCAGCAAAUUGCCCCGGUGUUUAAGCAACGAAUCCGUGCCGAGCGCCGAAGCCUGCCUUCCGAUGCCGUUGGUCGUCUGUCUGAUGUUCAGCUCAACUUGUCACGUUUCAUCAAGUACAAGCAAGCCCAGGCGUAAAGAACGGUCAAAAGUCUGUUCAGAUGUUUGCUUUUUCGUGAUUCAUGUCACAACAAUAUAUUUUUUCUCUCUC